This is a messenger RNA of Linnemannia hyalina, 1614 nucleotides long. Lineage: Eukaryota; Fungi; Mortierellomycota; Mortierellomycetes; Mortierellales; Mortierellaceae. The record is from the annotation of a GenBank genome assembly.
AUGGCCGAUAUCAUCCUAGCCCUCGCUGAAGGAAUGGUGGCAGAGGAAGAGGAAAUGCUGAACGUUCUCUUGGAUCUCAACAACGCUCCAGAGCAGAUUCUUGCCCGCUUUCUUGCGCGCCCUCGUCCAAUCUUCAACCCUCCCCAACGCAACUACGAGUGCAGGAUUCUUUUUCGCUUUGAAUACGACCACAUCCUGCUCAUCAUGGACGCUCUCCAUUUUCCUCCUUUUGUUGCGCAGAAGAAGAAGAUGCCUGGUUUGGAAGCACUGUGUGUCGUCCUCAAUCGGCUGGCCUAUCCCAAGCGGUACAUCGAUCAGAGGGAAAUGUUUGCCAUCAACUUUAUGUUCGAUACCUGGGCCCACAUCAUGGUCUUCGACCACGUUCGACUGAUGAGACGGAAGCUGGAGUUUAUGGCUGAUCAUGCACUCGACAAUCUAUGGACUGGCGCGGCACAGGAUCUGUUGAAGAGUUUGGGCGAGAAGGGCACGUUCAUUCGAAACCGCAUGUCUAAGUUUUCGUCCAAUGAACGCAUGGAAAUCUGGCGAGAUGCCAUUCAAGACCGCCAGUACAGGCGAGAUCUCCGUACCUUCACUCAUCGACAGAUGAAAUCCCAGGUAGCUGAUAUGACGAGCGAGUCCGAAGCGCAGUCGACUCUGGAGCGUGAUCUUGAUAAAGCAAAGACAUUACCGAUCUAUCUCAGCUGGAAGGCUUUGACGUCGGUAAAGCGUUCAAGUACUGGUAACUAUGUCUGGCACACCGCCACCGCCCUUCCUGGCAUAAAUGACCAUUCCCAUCGAUCUAUUUGCAACUCGAUCAAUGGCCUGAAGAUUCGACUUUCUCCUAGUGAAGUCCUCCUGUGUAUCGAACUUGGACGGGAACUUUCAGACGCGGGCAAGAUUCGAUCCCGAGCGGUAGAAGACGACGACGAAGAGCGCAUCGUUCCUCUGUUCCAGACUCUCGCGAACAAAUUAUCGGUUGAAGCGAUGUCAUGGGCGUUCAAGAAUGAGGAUGGCUUUGCUCGUGAUGUCCUAGAUGCCAUUUUCACGCAGCUGUUUCCAGAAGGACGAGCGCCGUACGAAGUGAUCUGGGCUAAUUGCCCGUCCGAAGCGAGCAAGCUGCGUCGAGGGGAGUCCCUGAAGGCGGACGGCACGGUCAUGAAGGAAGGCUUUAAUGCUGCAUACCCGGAGGCCAAAGGCCCGAAAUAUAACAAGUGCCAGUCCAAGUACUUGGAAGACUUUUGGGAUCCAUCGUCUUUUGGCGAGGAUUGCAUUGAAUCCGACCUCCGCGCUCGACGAUCUAUCAGAGUAGUACCCGUUGUUCAAGUGUUUGGUCGCAAGGUGGCACUGUACAUCAGGAAAUUUUUGUCAGAAUUGUAUAUCCUGCGCCAGGUCUCUAUUUGCUACCUUCCACGAGACCUUCAAGAUAUGAGAGGAAUGAUCCAGUGUAUCGAGGCUUUCAGAGCAUUAAAGCGUAUUCUGGAUGCCUUGGAUUUACACCGGUACGUCAGGACACCGCCACGCCUCAAGGAGGAGGAUUUGCUGCCGUAUGAUCAAUUUCUCCGACCCACAAACGUGUCACCCACCAGCCGACCCUUCUUUCCGAAGACGGCGUGA